AUGCAAAAUGCCAUGGCAACCACAUUCAAGCUGGCUGUCAUCCGUACCACUCACUUCACGGGCAUGACCACAGACUUGAGUGUGCAGCUGGCGCACGUGCUUACCGG
Molecule: messenger RNA, 107 nt
Organism: Sphaeroforma arctica JP610
Lineage: Eukaryota; Ichthyosporea; Ichthyophonida
Exons: 1
Source: RefSeq, a predicted model, not a curated record